Molecule: messenger RNA, 2705 nt
Organism: Terrapene triunguis (Three-toed box turtle)
Lineage: Eukaryota; Metazoa; Chordata; Testudines; Emydidae
Gene: NKAPD1
Product: NKAP domain containing 1
Exons: 6
Coding region: 400-1296 (298 amino acids)
Source: RefSeq, a predicted model, not a curated record
ACCUCGCCCACCCCCGCUCCCCCCACCAGGUGCCCAGUGCUGGGGCAGCCACCUGCUGCCCUGGCUCCCUGCCCGCUGGCACUGUUUCUGCUUUCCCCAUCAGGGCCUCCAGCCUGGCUGUCCACGUGUUACUACCGAUGGGUCCCAGGCGGGCUGGUGCUUGGGGCUGAGAUUGAAGCAAAUCUCCCUAGAUCUCCCUGCUCUCCACGUGAUCCCUUUAUUUUCUGCCCUGAUCUGCUGUGAGCUGUCAGCUAGCUGCUGGGUGAUACCACAAAGGGAGCUGCGCUUCAGUGGUGGGUGAAUGGCUGUAUACGUAGGGCCUGGGUCUCUCGUCACCAUGUCAGUUUUACACCAGCAUCGCUCCUUGAUGUCAGUCCAGUUACUUCUGGGGGUUAAAGAAUGUCCCGGGUCCCUUUAGGAAAAGUCCUCUUACGAAAUGUCAUUCGUCAUACUGAUGCACACAACAAGAUUCAGGAAGAAUCAGAAAUGUGGAAAAUAAGGGAGCUGGAGAAGCAGACUCAAGAGACUUACCGGUGGAAGCAAGAGAGAAUGUCACCCAAUACCUCCAGUAGUCGGAUGCGCAGUGACGGUUUCGAUGAGGAGAGCCAAAGGGCUGACUGGAAGGCAAAGAACUUUAUGCAUGUUCCUGACAUGAUCGAAGACGACCUUCUCAGGGCUCGGACCUGGAAUAAGAAGCUCUACGAAUGUGAAGCCAACAUGCCAGAUAGAUGGGGUCACAGUGGCUAUAAAGAGUUAUAUCCAGAGGAAUUUGAUACUGACAGUGACCAGCAAGAGAAAGAUGAACAAAACGCUGUCAAUGGAAAGAGGAAAUCUCACCCAGGAGAACAAUCUGUGCCUGAGUCACUCAAACGGAAGAGGCCAAAGAAAUCACAGAAGAAGAAGCAGAAAAAGAGAUCACACAAAAAGCGAAAGAAGAGAAAAAAGGAGAAGGUGAAGGCAUCAUCAGAUUCUUCCCAGGAAAGCGAGUGUUCAGAGGAGGGGACUUCGGGCACCAGGAAAGGGAAACACAAACACAAGCACAAGAAGAAGACCAGGAAAAGGCUUGCAAAGGAACCUGCCUCUUCCUCUGGGCAGGAAAGUGACUCUUCCAGUGUGAGCAGCUCUGAGGACAGCGAACCUGAGGAGAAAAAGGAAAAGUGGUCUAAGAAAAAGAGGAGGAAAUGCCCUGUGUCCGCCUUAGAGAGGCACAAUGAGAUUCAGAAGAAGCAAAGCAAGAGGAAGAACUGGAAAGUGGCAGCUGAUGAGAAGUCGGAGGACAGCUCAGAUGAGGACUAACAAGCGGCCAUGAGUCUGGGGCCAUGGGUGAAAUUGCACGUCAGCGAAUGGAGGCUGACGUUUUCUCCCGACAUUGCCCUGUGGUACAAACAUGGUGCCUAACUGAUUUCUGGAGCACAGAACUUUAUACCCUGCCAGCCCACAGGUAUGGGCUCUGCACCUUGCUGGCUCGCAGAGGGCACCUCUUUGGUUUUUGCUGGUUUAAAACCAGGAGAGCUGAAAGGCCUGCGGAGAAGAUGCCUGUCCCUCAGGUCGCAUCUCCUGCCCACCCACCCCAGACUCCUGACUCUAUAAUUGGUCUAAUUUCAUGGCCAUAUUCAGUUUUAAUUGACAGUUCAUGUGGGCCAUCUUCAGAAGGGAAACGGGUGCAUUGGCACCGUCUCUAGGUUUUUUUAAAAUUGUUCCUCUUUUCAUGCAUAGCCACGUAAUGACCAAGACACAAUUGCAAUAAAGAGCAGAGGCCACAGCUUCUGCCAACCUGAUUACAAAGGAUGUGCCAUUGGAUUUAACAGCAGGGGCCCUUCACUGCAGCAUUAUCCCCGUGAUGAAAAUAAACGGAUGUGGUCCCACGUGGACAGUCAAAGUAAGGAGGAGGCACUGGUCUGGAACAAGGAAGGGCAGGUGGGGUGUCACAAUUCUAGCUGCAGGUGUGGUGACCCCACUGCAGUGGUUUGUUUCAAACUUGCCUCAGAUCCCCUACCUCUGCCCUUUGUGUGACUGACUUUCCCUCCUUCCUAUCAGUAACACGUUCCUCUGGAUCCACUUGUGCUGAUGGACAGGCCUCUGAUAGGUUUCCUGUUCUGUCUCUGGCUGGCCCAAUGUGUUUGACACAAAGAUUGGGAUAGCAGAAUCAGGCCCUGAGGAUUUAGAAUCAGGGUGGUGGGCCCCAAAGGACCAGUCUUCAGCUGGAGGAAUAGUGCCUGGGAUAUGAGCUUCAGCAUAGAAUGGGAGAAUACCUGGGGCUCCGAGAGGUAAGGGGGAUCUCAAUGCGAGUUCAAAACUAGAUAGCAGAAACACAACAUCAGGGUAGUUUAUCUUCUAGUGGGAAUGUCUUAUAUGUCAGCCUGGUAAACAAAUCUUCUCUGCCUUACUGUCUAUAAUCUGCUCAAUCAGAGAACUAGUAGAUACUUGGGAGGAAGAGGAGGGAACCUGCAUAAAUACAUAAUAGCCCAGAUCCUUGGUCUUUGUUUAAAUUUGUUGUCUCUCUUUCUCCACCUGUAGCAGGUGAAGCUUUUUUAGGUCUUCCUGUGCGUAUGGGCUGACACUGAUAAAAUGGAGAGACAUCAUUGUAGUGUCUGUCAUUCCGUGUCCCCCUCUCCCACUGCCACAGUGCUUGGUCUACAUUCUGUCAUCCACUCCCUCUUCUAGAAGGCCAAUGUUUGUGACUUCCUUUCCAGGGCACGAAUAUG